UCUCUCUCUCUCUCCCCCUCCCCCUCCCCCUCCCUGCGCGAUCCAUUCCAUUUCUCGCUUCGCCGAAUCCGCCAUUGUCAAUUCGGAGAAUCCCAUCCGCGAGUUCUCCGACAUUACCCGUUUCAGGGAACUCAGGUCUCUCGUUAUGGCGGAAAUGCUGGUUCCGCCGUGGCUGGAGCCACUGCUGAACACAGCCUUCUUCUCCGUCUGCCGGAUUCACGGCGACGCCGCCAGAAGCGAGUGCAAUAUGUAUUGCUUGGACUGCAACAAAGACGCCUUCUGCUUCUACUGCCGCUCAACCAGACACAACGAUCACCAAGUUAUCCAGAUAAGGAGAUCGUCGUACCAUGAUGUGGUGAGGGUUUCGGAGAUUGAGAAUGUAUUGGACAUAAGUGGAGUUCAAACGUAUGUGAUAAACAGCGCGAGGGUUUUGUUCUUGAACGAAAGGCCUCAGCCGAAGUCUGGCAAAUCGGUUUCUCACAUUUGUGAAAUCUGCGGGAGAACCCUCUUGGACCCAUUUCGCUUCUGUUCUUUGGGCUGUAAGCUUGUAGGAAUCAAGACAAAUGGAAAUGCAAGGUUCAGCUUGGAGGGCAACAAUGUCGGGCAACUGGCGGAGAGGUCAAGAGGUGAAGGGAUGUCGUCAAGGAGAUUAUCAUCAUCAUCAUCAUCAUCCUCAUCCUCAUCAAGAAGAGGAGAAAAGGCACUGCUUGAAGGUUCACAGCAACAAGACACGUUCCCUCCGGCAGCGGCGACGGCUGCUCCACCACCUCCUCAGCCGAGUGCAAGAAGAAGAAAGGGAAUCCCGCACAGGGCACCUUUUAAAGCCUAAUCAUGCAAGCAAAGCGAAAGCCCCUUGCAAAACUUGGCCAUGAAAAAGCUCCCCUCUUUUUAUGCCUCUUUGCCCCAAAACCCCAACAGCAGCAAUUGUAGAUCAAUAUUCCUAAGAUAUUUCUCUUUUUUUAAAAACUCAUUUUGUGGCUUUAGGAUUGUUACCAAGUAUAUAUAAAAGCAUCAUCAUCAUAUAUAUAA
Diospyros lotus (date-plum) is the source of this 1029-nucleotide messenger RNA. Its product is annotated as protein RGF1 INDUCIBLE TRANSCRIPTION FACTOR 1-like. NCBI's taxonomy places the organism in Eukaryota, Viridiplantae, Streptophyta, Magnoliopsida, Ericales, Ebenaceae. The transcript is spliced from 4 exons. The record is from RefSeq and is a predicted model, not a curated record. Bases 146 to 829 code for a protein of 227 amino acids.